ACGACAUACCGAGGUCAUGCCUGGGCAAUCAAGGCUCUCUCUCUUGACGGGAUUCUGCAUGUCAGCAUCAUUGAAGGUUCAUUUACGACAUCUCGGUUUGCAGACUUCAUUGAGGGCCUGCUCGAUAACAUGAACCCCUUCCCUGGACCAAACUCAGUUGUCGUCAUGGAUAACUGCAGGAUCCACAAGUCAGAUCUCAUCCUUGAGAUGAUCCAGGAAAGGUAUGUU
This is a messenger RNA of Gloeophyllum trabeum ATCC 11539, 228 nucleotides long. RefSeq lists its product as uncharacterized. Lineage: Eukaryota; Fungi; Basidiomycota; Agaricomycetes; Gloeophyllales; Gloeophyllaceae. The record is from RefSeq and is a predicted model, not a curated record. The transcript is spliced from 2 exons. The annotation marks the transcript as partial. Gene Ontology annotation, molecular function: nucleic acid binding.